AAACGAGCAACUACCGCGAGCGAGUCAGACGUGCGCAGACAUACACAGAAGAGUACACACGUGACACCUAACUGCCUUUGGGAGCAGAAUGUCUGUGAAUGCGCCCAGCAGCAGUGAUGCAUGUUUAAGCAUCGUUCACAGCCUGAUGUGCCACCGCCAGGGAGGAGAGAAUGAGAGCUUCGCCAAACGUGCCAUCGAAAGCCUGGUAAAGAAACUCAAAGAGAAAAGAGACGAGCUCGACUCCCUCAUCACUGCUAUCACCACAAAUGGAGUUCAUCCAAGCAAGUGUGUCACCAUACAAAGAACGCUGGAUGGACGUUUACAGGUGGCUGGGCGGAAAGGUUUCCCUCAUGUCAUAUACGCUCGUCUGUGGCGAUGGCCGGACCUUCACAAGAAUGAACUCAAGCAUGUCAAGUUCUGUCAGUAUGCAUUCGAUCUGAAGUACGAUAACGUGUGUGUGAACCCCUACCACUAUGAGCGCGUGGUGUCCCCUGGGAUUGUUGGAUUCAGUUUGCCAAACACAGGCAGGCUGAUAAAAGAAGAGCACAUACAUGACUGCAUCCAGAUGGAGGGUCCGUCGAGUAUGACCUUACAGCUAGACCAUCAUCCUCCAGAUCACUACAGCCCACAGCCGCUGAGACUGAUGUCCCCAGAGCUGCCCCAGCGGACCACUUCCUCGGUCACUCUCUACCCCAGCCUGCCCCUCUCUCCACCCUCAAGUGCAUCCAGGUUGUCAAUGCAGGUGGAACGUCCUGAGGGACUGUUGCCGAUCGCAUCCCCAGCGGGACGGGCCUUGACCUCCAGCUCUCCACCUUCCACCCCAACACACAGUCACGCACCCACACACAGCCAGACUUCUUCCCAGCAGCCCUCCGUCAGCCAGAGUGAAUACAGCACCUCAAAGCACACACAGACACAGGGAACUUACCACACAACAACCUGGACAGGGACCAGCACAGCCUCCUAUACUCCUGCUGGACCACAGCAGAAUGGGCGGAGUCAUCAGCAAGCCCCUCCCCCUCACACUAGCCACUUCUGGUCUCAGCAUCACACACCAGCCUCAUACCCUCAACCAGUUUCUAACCAUCCAGGCCCAGAGUUCUGGUGCUCAAUCUCUUAUUUCGAGAUGGAUGUGCAGGUCGGGGAGAUGUUUAAAGUUCUAGCCAACUGUCCUGUGGUGACAGUGGAUGGAUAUGUGGACCCUUCAGGCGGGGACCGCUUUUGUUUGGGUCAGCUUAGCAAUGUUCAUCGAACUGAUGCCAGCGAGAGGGCACGGCUUCACAUUGGUAAAGGUGUUCAACUGGAGUGCCGUGGGGAGGGGGACGUGUGGAUGCGUUGCCUUAGUGACCAUGCUGUAUUCGUGCAAAGUUACUACCUGGACAGAGAGGCAGGGAGAGCGCCAGGGGAUGCCGUUCACAAGAUCUACCCAGGAGCCCUCAUUAAGGUGUUUGAUCUUCGUCAGUGUCACAGGCAGAUGCAGCAGCAAGCGGCGACUGCGCAGGCAGCUGCGGCUGCACAGGCUGCAGCAGUGGCUGGGAACAUCCCGGGGCCUGGCAGUGUUGGAGGAAUCGCUCCAGCCAUCAGUCUGUCGGCGGCAGCCGGAAUAGGUGUUGAUGACCUGAGACGUUUGUGUAUCCUGCGGCUGAGUUUUGUAAAAGGCUGGGGACCCGACUACCCUCGACAGACCAUCAAACAGACACCGUGCUGGGUGGAAGUUCAUCUACACCGUGCCCUGCAGCUGUUGGACGAGGUCCUGCACACCAUGCCCCUCGCUGACCCCGGACCUGCCAACUGACCCACAGACUGCAAAAUAGACAAGCCCUGUCACAAAAACAGGGAGGACGACAGACAGAGAGAAAGAGAGACACACACCUGCACAGGCAAACAGUGACUCAUAGUACCACAUACACACAUAAGCCUUCACACACACUGUCUUUCCACAGCCUUGGCCAGCAAAGUGCCUCUGAACUGACCAGUGUUUAGUCCACUCUUGGGUGCUGUUGACCUGGUUGUCAUGGUAACACAGACCAAAGGCCCUGCUGAUGAGUUCACACUAAUGGAGGUCCAGAAGCGGUGAAAGUAAGUUGGUUAAGAGGGAGAGAAAGAUUCAUAUGAUAACACGAUUAAUAUGCUUAAUCCUCAGAGACCCAGGAAUGGAUAUUAAUGAUAUUUUUAACCCUUUAACAUGUCUGUAAAAAGCCAGUAGUUAGAAAGAAUAUUUUGUUAAGGCAAAAUUUACAUAAAGGUAUAAUUUAAAACAAAAUGUUGCAAAAAAGAAACACUGGGCAUUUUAGAGUUGUAAAAUUUCACUAUUUUUCAAAUCACUAAAUGAAAGUUUUGAAUUGACAACACAAUUUAGCACACAAAUGUUUUUGAAAAACAUAUAUCAACCAGUCAACUAGUAAGGUUAAGAA
Messenger RNA from Sinocyclocheilus rhinocerous, 2414 nucleotides. It is a transcript of the gene smad10b, whose product is annotated as SMAD family member 10b. Gene Ontology annotation, molecular function: I-SMAD binding; RNA polymerase II cis-regulatory region sequence-specific DNA binding; DNA-binding transcription factor activity, RNA polymerase II-specific. The transcript has 12 exons. The coding region runs from base 89 to 1795 and encodes 568 amino acids. NCBI's taxonomy places the organism in Eukaryota, Metazoa, Chordata, Actinopteri, Cypriniformes, Cyprinidae. Gene Ontology annotation, biological process: SMAD protein signal transduction; cell differentiation; anatomical structure morphogenesis. The record is from RefSeq and is a predicted model, not a curated record. Gene Ontology annotation, cellular component: heteromeric SMAD protein complex.